Messenger RNA from Macaca mulatta (Rhesus monkey), 2812 nucleotides. It is a transcript of the gene RABEP2, whose product is annotated as rabaptin, RAB GTPase binding effector protein 2. The record is from RefSeq and is a predicted model, not a curated record. NCBI's taxonomy places the organism in Eukaryota, Metazoa, Chordata, Mammalia, Primates, Cercopithecidae. Gene Ontology annotation, biological process: endocytosis. Gene Ontology annotation, cellular component: intracellular membrane-bounded organelle. Gene Ontology annotation, molecular function: growth factor activity; GTPase activator activity.
AACAAAAUGGGGGUGGGGACGUGCAAGUUUCAGACUCCGACUAACUACGCGGGGACUCCGAAGCGCUCAGAAAAAUGAAGCCGACCCGGCCCUGCCCCGAGGGACACUCCACGAGGGCGGAGGUGCAGGGAGGGCCCCGCCACAAUUCGCUGUAACGCAAGCCAGGCUCGGGCGGAAGGGCGGCCGGAGCCGAUCAAAGGCUGGCUCCGGGCAGGGGCAGCGAAGGAGCGAGGGUGAGCGCUCCGCAGGCCGGUGUCCCGGAGGAGGCAUAAUUGGAGCAGGGCUUCCGAGGUCACGGAGAGACGCCUGGGAAGACCUCUUAAGGAUCCUCGUCGGGGCUUGAAACGCAGGAGUACUCCCAAACCGCUUGACCCAGCCAAGAAGAGCCGGGGCGGGGCCGGGGCCUGGGGCCGACUCGGGAAUCUCCGGCCGAGGCUCGGCAAUCCCCCCAUCCUCCGUCCGGGGCCUCCAGCCCGGGGCCGAUCCGGAAACAGCCGAGCGGAUCCGGAAACAGCCGAGAGGACCCGGAAGCGGUGCGCUCCGUCACCAGGGAGUGCGGGAAUCCGCCGUUUGCUCUGAGGCAAUGGCGGCAGCUGCGCCGGUGGCCGCGGACAACGACAAGCGGCGGCGGCGGCCGGGGGCUGCACUGGAGGACCCCCAGCCCCAGGAAGGGGCAAAUGGUGAGGCCGAGUCAGGUGAGCUCAGCCGGCUUCGGGCUGAGCUGGCAGGCGCCCUGGCAGAAAUGGAAACCAUGAAGGCUGUGGCAGAGGUGAGCGAGAGCACGAAGGCCGAGGCUGUGGCUGCGGUGCAGCGGCAGUGCCAAGAGGAGGUGGCCUCGCUGCAGGCCAUCCUGAAAGACUCCAUCAGUAGCUAUGAAGCCCAGAUCACCGCCCUGAAGCAGGAGCGACAGCAGCAGCAGCAGCACUGUGAGGAGAAGGAGCGGGAACUGGGCCGCCUGAAGCAGCUGCUGUCCCGGGCCCACCCCCUGGACUCCCUGGAGAAGCAGAUGGAAAAGGCCCACGAGGACUCGGAGAAGCUGCGGGAGAUUGUUCUGCCCAUGGAGAAGGAGAUCGAGGAGCUGAAGGCGAAGCUGCUGAGGGCCGAGGAGCUGAUACAGGAGAUCCAGAGACGUCCCCGGCAUGCCCCUUCCCUGCACGACUCCACGGAGUUGCUGCCCCUGUCCCGGGACCCAUCGCCCCCGCUGGAGCCUCUGGAGGAGCUGAGCGGAGAUGGGGGUCCGGCAGCUGAGGCCUUCGCUCACAACUGCGAUGACAGCGCCUCCAUCUCCUCCUUCUCUCUUGGCGGUGGGGUCGGCAGCAGCUCCUCCCUGCCCCGCAGCCGCCAGGGCCUGAGCCCUGAACAGGAAGAGACGGCCUCGCUGGUGUCUACGGGCACCCUGGUUCCCGAGGGCAUCUACCUGCCCCCUCCUGGCUACCAGCUUGUCCCAGACACCCAGUGGGAGCAGCUGCAGAUGGAGGGCCGACAGCUGCAGAAGGACCUGGAGAGCGUCAGCCGCGAGCGGGACGAGCUCCAAGAGGGCCUGAGACGGAGCAACGAGGACUGUGCCAAGCAGAUGCAGGUGCUCCUGGCCCAGGUCCAGAACUCAGAGCAGCUGCUGCAGACCCUGCAGGGGACUGUGAGCCAGGCCCAGGAGCGGGUACAGCUGCAGAUGGCGGAGCUGGUCACCACCCACAAGUGCCUGCACCACGAGGUAAAGCGGUUGAAUGAGGAAAACCAAGGGCUCCGGGCCGAGCAGCUGCCAUCCUCAGCCCCCCAGGGCCUGCAGCAGGAGCAGGGCGAGGAGGAAUCACUGCCCAGCUCUGUGCCAGAGCUGCAGCAGCUGCUGCGCCGCACGCGGCAGGAGGCGAGGGCCCGGCUGCAGGCCCAGGAACACGGGGCAGAGCGCCUGCGGAUCGAGAUUGUGACGCUGCGGGAGGCUCUGGAGGAGGAGACGGCAGCCAGGGCCAGCCUGGAGGGGCAGCUGAGGGUGCAGCGGGAGGACACAGAGGUGCUGGAGGCCUCCCUGUGCAGCCUGAGGACGGAGAUGGAGCGGGUGCAGCAGGAAGAGAGCAAGGCCCAGCUCCCAGACCUCUCAGAACAGAGGGCCAAGGUGCUGCGGCUGCAGGCAGAGCUGGAGACCAGUGAGCAGGUGCAGAGGGACUUCGUGCGACUGUCCCAGGCCCUCCAGGUGCGCCUGGAGCGGAUCCGCCAGGCAGAGACCCUGGAGCAGGUGCGCAGCAUCAUGGAUGAGGCGCCACUCACGGACAUCAGGGACAUCAAGGACACCUGAGGGGGUCAGGGUGUCCCCACCCCCGCCCUGGGAAAGACGCCUUUCCCCACUCCAGAACCGUGAGGCCUGGCUCUGGGGUCUUGGGUGGCUUCUCCACCGUCCCCGAGCCUGGGGUUGAGGGGACUGAUGGGGCCACCUCUGCCCUACCCUCCAGCGCCUCCUCCCAGGGUGGCUGGGCCUCCUGCUCUCAGGGAUUACACCUGGGUGAGGGGCCCAAGCCCCUCCUGGAACCAAAGGUGCAGGCUCAGGCCUGCGACUUUCUGGCUGCUGUGCUGCCUCCUGGGCUCCAGCCCUCCCCUGCCCCCAGCCUGUCCCCUGCCCAGGGCACAGCCGAGCCAUGGGGGCUGGGAGUCCCUAUCAGAGGCAGUGAGGUGGGCCCUGGCCCUGGGACGGGCAGCUGCCUUCUGGUCUGCAUGACACUAAGACGCUUGUCCACAGCGGCGACCCACGCCUCCAAGCGCGCACAGAAGCAAGGCCAGACUUUUCUGUCAUUUAUUUUCAAUAAAUAAGCAGCUCAGCGCA